Fimicolochytrium jonesii is the source of this 1332-nucleotide messenger RNA. RefSeq lists its product as uncharacterized. The transcript has a single exon. NCBI's taxonomy places the organism in Eukaryota, Fungi, Chytridiomycota, Chytridiomycetes, Spizellomycetales, Powellomycetaceae. The record is from RefSeq and is a predicted model, not a curated record. The coding region runs from base 1 to 1332 and encodes 443 amino acids.
AUGGGAAUCAUCCCAACAACAGCCCUUCCGCCCCCAUUCGCAGCUACUUACAUUGACCAACUCGACACCCCCCCAACCGCUCCAGAACACCACCUGCACCACGGGGAAGGGAUGGAGAAGGCUCAGGUCUCGGGCUCACGGCUGGGUGAUGCGUCCCCCGCGGAAUCGUCCACGCCAAGCAUCAUGGCAGGGGACGACGUGGUGCAGGACGCCAUUCCCUCGCGCGACAGUAAACACCCCGCCGCCUCAGAUGCAACAACGACAACAACAAACGUGAAAAUAAUCCCCACAAACCCACUCAGCAUGCCGCCUCCUCAGAUUCCAUUCAAACGUACGCCCUCCCGCGGCCCACUCCCGCCCUCCCAGACCACCCACGUCGUCGUGUUGUCCGGUGCCCCGCCUGGGCUGAUCGAUAUCGAGGCGUUGAAGGCUCAGUUGAAGGUGUUGGAAGCCGGUGAGGGUGGUGUUGGGGGUGGGGAGGGGUCCGCGGAGGGAAGUGAUGAGCAGUUGUCCAAAAGUGAGGGUGGUGGGGAUGUGGCGACACCGCCGUCACCAGCGAGACGAUCGUCGAAACAACCCGCAUCCCAACCCAUCCCGAUGAGGAGACGGAAUUCGACGGGGAGCAUGUUUAGUGAUUCGGACGGCGACGAUGGCGAUGAUAAUGAUAGCGAUAGCGAUCGUCGGGACUCUACCACGCGCGACCUCAACGCCAGCGGCAGUAGCACCAACGUCUUGGUCGUCAACCUCACCCAACCCAUGAUCCCCACCCUCCCGAAACUCAAAGUGCAGAAAACGGAAGAUCUCAAAAACAACAGCGAUGAUAAUCUGGAGGAGGUGAAUGCGAAUUUGAAGGUGGUUGAGAGCCCUGCGAGAAGAUUGAGUGGGGAGUCGGCGCGGCAUGAGGGUGGGAGUUUGGACGUGGGAGGGACAUUGGCGCGGAGUGUUUCGCCUACUCCGGCAGUGUCGACGGCGACGCCGGCGGUAGUAGCUGUCGCGACCACACCACCAGCACCUGUCGUAACCCGAUCCACCGCACCACUGCAAUUAGCAACACCAACAACAACAACACCACCACAACCACCAUCCACUCCAUCCACUCCCGUCGUCACACUCGCGUCGCCGUCCACGACCACCACCACCAGCCCACCGACAUCCGCAACCAAACGCAACGUCACCUUUGCAACCCAAGUGUCGAUCCACACCGCGGACGAAUGGAAAGCGCAGCUGCGCGCGUACCGCAAGGCCAAGAAGCGGUGGGCGAUCGGCGGGAAGCGGUGGAGGGGCCUGGGUGCGCGGAGGAUCACCGAGACGCUUUUUGGGGCGAGUGUGUAG